CGGAAGUUAUGGUUUCCAGGCUGUGGGAGCAGGAAGUGUGCUGAAUUGAGUUUUUGACACCCGGGUACCGUCCUUUCCCAGCGCCUGGGAUGAGGCUCCUCCUGGGAUGUGUGGGGAUCAGGACCCUGCUCUCUGCCCCCAGGGGUGGGUGGCAGAGUCUAAAUUGUGCAGCCAGACUAUCCCAGACCACAAAACCCUGCCGGCGAGCGGAGUCCUUCCAACCACAUCUACAAAAAGCUCUUGGCUUCGGGUCAUUCAGGUUCAUCCGUUCUUCGGCCAAAGCUGCUGAGUCCGAAGAAGAUACCAUCAUCAAAUGGAUCCUCCUGCUGAUCCCGGUGACCACGUUUGGUCUGGGCACGUGGCAGGUCCAGAGACGCAAGUGGAAACUGGAACUCAUCAAGGAUAUGGAGUCACGAGUUAGAGCUAAGCCUAUUCCGCUCCCGACUGACCCGGAGGAGCUCAGGGAUUUAGAGUAUUGCCCGGUCAAGGUGAGGGGUCACUUCGAUCACUCACGGGAGCUUUAUAUUCUCCCUCGGACUUUAGUGGACCCGGAGAAAGAAGCUCGGGAGUCAGGUCGUAUAUCGUCCAGCACAGAGAGCGGGGCUCAUAUAAUCACCCCUUUCUACUGCUCUGACCUCGGAAUCCCCAUCCUGGUGAACCGAGGAUUUGUUCCAAAGAAGAAAAUGAAUCCAGAGACCCGGCUGAAGGGACAGGUUGCCGGUGAGGUUGAGCUGGUGGGUAUUGUGAGGCUGACAGAGAUACGGAAGCCUUUCGUCCCGGAAAAUGACCCUCAAAGAAACCUGUGGCACUACAGGGACCUGUCGGCCAUGGCAAGGGCCGCUGGAACGGAGCCUAUCCUAAUAGACGCAGAUCUUGCUAGCACGAUCCCCGGAGGGCCGAUUGGUGGACAAACCAGGGUGACCCUGAGAAAUGAACACAUGCAGUACAUUAUAACGUGGUACGGUCUCUGUGCGGCUACCACGUAUCUAUGGUGUAAGAAGUUCGUUCGGAAGUUUGCCGUGUGACAAACCCUUUAAGACUUACUGACGCUCCAGACCGGCUGCCUGGGGCCUGCCUGAGAUGUUACAAAACUUUUAUAACUACAAAUAAAGAAAAGGAAAGCGAUGUUUAUUUAAAAAAA
Messenger RNA from Spea bombifrons (plains spadefoot toad), 1141 nucleotides. RefSeq names its product surfeit locus protein 1. Gene Ontology annotation, cellular component: mitochondrion; membrane. Gene Ontology annotation, biological process: mitochondrial respiratory chain complex IV assembly. The record is from RefSeq and is a predicted model, not a curated record. Lineage: Eukaryota; Metazoa; Chordata; Amphibia; Anura; Pelobatidae. The transcript is spliced from 9 exons. The coding region runs from base 90 to 1025 and encodes 311 amino acids.